This is a messenger RNA of Jaculus jaculus (lesser Egyptian jerboa), 5277 nucleotides long. It is a transcript of the gene Fam241a, whose product is annotated as family with sequence similarity 241 member A. The transcript has 2 exons. Gene Ontology annotation, cellular component: intracellular membrane-bounded organelle. The coding region runs from base 1 to 369 and encodes 122 amino acids. NCBI's taxonomy places the organism in Eukaryota, Metazoa, Chordata, Mammalia, Rodentia, Dipodidae. The record is from RefSeq and is a predicted model, not a curated record.
AUGUGCUCGGUCGGGGAGCUGCUGCGGGGCGGCGGAGGCAGCGCGGAGCGCGACGAGGACGGGGAGGCGCGGGCGGAGCGGGAGCCCGGGGCGAGCGGCCGGCGGCAGGAAGACGGCGAGCAGGACAUUGAAGAAUCACAGAGCCACAGUGAUGCACCAGUUGUUGAUGACUACAAAAAGAUGGGAACACUGUUUGGUGAACUGAACAAAAACCUCCUCAACAUGGGCUUCACAAGGAUGUAUUUUGGAGAACGAAUUGUGGAACCAGUGGUAGUCAUGUUCUUUUGGCUUAUGCUGUGGUUCCUUGGCCUACAAGCCCUUGGACUGGUGGCUGUUCUUUGCCUUGUCAUUGUCUAUGUGCAGCAGUAAAGCAUAGCUGAAUGACUUGUUGGACUUUGGGUAGAUAUGUUUGUAAUUAAUUAGCUAUGUGUUCUGGCUUUUUGAAAGCCAAAAUCAUUCAGCUUAUUUCAUAUUGUAUGCUGGCUGUUUUGUAAUUAAAAUUAUAAGUGAAUCUUGUUCAAAAAGUAAAUUCUUUGAUAUAACAAGGUUGAAUAUAUUUUGAAUAUACUAGCUUACUCAAAAUUCUUACUUAACUAUUAUGCUCUGUACCCAUUUCUAGACACUUAUUUCCUCAUGCCAAAUCUUAACACCAUCAAAUAACAAGCAGGGAAUACAAAGUUAAAAUCAAGCAAUGUAGUUAUAAAGAGUUCCAAUAAAACGUUUCAGAAAAAAAAUCUCAGUUAUAAUUAGAAAACUGUUCCACCCCCACUCCCAUCAAAUCUCCCAUAUUAUUUGGGAAAUACUUGUUUUUCUGCUGUUCCUGCUUAUCCCAAACCAAAGUAAAUGGUAAUUACCAUACAUUACCUUAAUGUUGUAGUAAAAAUGAAUAAAGCUAGCAUAUUUUCUAAAGUUUUGAAAGAAUAUAUUUAUUAUUGUAGGAAAGUUCAGGUUAAAUAUAACUUUUAAUGAUGUUAUACUCAGGCCUGGAAUUUCCUUGGUAUACUAUUUGAACAUUUACAGUGUUGGUGCUAAUUACUUUUUUGUGUAUUUUUAAGUCUCAUCAACCAAGGUGGCUCACUUAUGGUAAUGUAGAUUUUCAGGAAUUUAACCAGUUGCAUGUUUUUCCUACAGACAUUUUCAGUGUAUUUUUUCAAAAGUUUAUAAUUUUAUAGUUCUUUUGUAAUAAUUUUACACUUAAAACAAUGUAUUUCCUAUCUUUUAAGGGGAUUUUCCACCAAAAGUUUGAUUUAUAUUUUAAUGUUAAUUUAUGAAAAAUAAGAUUAUUUUUUGUUAAUGUCUGUGUUAGAGGGUAAAGAAUUACAGAACUAAAUUAGAUGCUCAAAUUUAUAACUUAACAGUCUCCUAAAGUCAAUUGGUUAGCCAUGUUUUUAAUGUGUUUUAAUUCAGUACUAUGGAGUUUUAGAUUGAAAUAAGCAUUUCUUUAAAUACAUUUUGAAAAUGAAAAUGACUUUGAUACUUUGGGUUUCAUUAGAAAACUAAUCUUUACAUUUUUGUCUCAAAGUCUAUUUGUACCAAAAAAAAGGUUGUUAAGCUAAUUGUCUAGGAAUUCAAGAUAAACAAGAAAAGGGGUACAAGGGUACUUUUAUCUAGCAAUGGCAAUAACUAAAACAAGAGAUUGUCUACUAAUCCACUUGAUAAAGUUUUUACUCAAUCCAGUUUUAAAAAUUUGUUCUGUGAGUUCUCAGUGUCUUUCCUUCUGAAGCACAAAAUAAUGAAAACAUUUAACUUAAAUUUCUAGAGUCAGAUAAUCCUAAGGGGGGAAAAAAAAGUCAGGGACAGUAAAUGUAUUAUAUAUGUAUAUGAGUAUACGUCUUUUAAAAAGUUUUUAUUGUAUCAUUGUGUUUUUAUUUGGCUUGUAACAUUUUUGUAGUUACCCAUAUGAGCUCAGCAUAGGAGCUAGAUGUUUUCAUUUGUAUACAGUAAGACUACAAAGUUGCAAUAGAAGUCAUAAGAUUUGGCAUAUCUGCACAAAAUAUUAAUAAGUACAUUCUUUUCUAGUGCUACCAGGAAUUUUAGUUUCCCUUUGGAAUGUAAAAUAAAAGGCAUAGUGGACAUAAUAAUAGUGCUGGUUCCACUAAUGCUUUACUGUUGAAAAUAUUUUAAGUCCUAGGGGCUCUUAUUAGUCACACUGUCAGUACUGUGUAUCUGUGCACUGGUGUUAAUAGGGUAUUGUCCAAUUAAAUAAAGACCUAGAAGAUGUUUUGAUGCUCUUCUUCCUGCAUAUAUUAUUGAUUAGUGCAAUAUGCCAUCACUUUUUCACUUGUUAUGAGGAAAACACAGACUGAUGGAUAUAAAAUAUUUUCUUUUGGUGAAAUAAAUUAGACUAUAGAUUGUACUGUUAUCCUAAAAUGAAACUGCUAAUUUCUUUGGUUCAUGAUGUAACAAAUUAGACUGAAGACAAUUCUUAGUCAUUCAAGUCUUAAAAAUAAGACAAUUAUAGAAACAUUGUUUACAAACCAAGAAGUAGAAGUUACAGUGCUAUGGUUAUUAGAUUAUUACUAUUUACACUAUCGAUAUUCUCUACCUUCAAUUAAAAGAGUUUGGAACUAUAAACAAACUGACUAUUCAUUAGUAAAUCAAUUUAAUAUUUUGUAGAAAUCAGUCUUCAUGUCCUAAGCAGGCCUUCCAAUCAGAACAUUUCUACACUGCAGCCAGUUUGCACUGGCUUCAAGAGCCACUGGUGUGCAUUUUAUCUGCUUUCAAUGACAUUGAGUUAGUAGCAGAAAUGGCUGUGGUGGUAGUGCUUCCCUCAUAAGAAUUUGUGAGCACUUAUAAAUAAGGAAAGCAUUUGUUAAAAAAAUACCUCAGCAUACACAGAUUAACCACACUGAGAGCCACAUUCCCAUUUCUUCUCCUACAGAUUUAAAAGAAAAGAAACAUACAUGUUUUCUGUAACAAGAGAAAACACUAAAGUUAAAUCCCUGCCACCCAUUCCAUAACCAUCCCAUGUAGGGAUCAUGGAACUUGUCUCUGAUCAAAGGCUUUGAUCAGAGAAAAUCUGGGCUGUCACUGAGCUGCAAUUCUACAAGAGAAUAUCCAACAGGGCAGGAAAGGAAAACUUAAAGACACUGGGACACCAAUUUCAACUUGAGUUGUAACAUAAAAAUCUUAAAAAUAGUCAAAGCUAGCCAUAGGGCUCUUUGAUUUGGAGAUUAUAUUUUAUGUCUUAAAAAAAUUUGUUGAUUUUAACAUUUAGAAUGUUAUAAUAAACAUUUAUAAUUUAUAAACAUAAUUUGUAAUUGUUAUAAUAAACAUUUAGAAUGUUUUGACUUUACAGGGUAGAAAAAAUAAAAUGAUUCCAAUGAUGUUUUAUGCCUAUUAGUACUUCUAGUAAUAGACUUUGGCAAAAGAACAUGAACUAAUAUACAUAUUAUCACGUUGUGCUUAUUGGUGGAUUCAGAGUCUUAUAACUUUUAUUUCCUUGCCUGACAUUUUUCGUGUUCACUGAAGAUAAGCCCCACAGCCUGCUCUCUCAGCACUCCACUGGUGACCAUGCCACUACUCCAUGCGUGCAGUUUCUUUGUGCAUACUGCAGCUCCCCAGUCCAUAGCUCUGUUCACACCAAGGAACUUCCAUCCACUCAGUUGCUUGCCUGAUAGUUGCAUAGUACCUAAAUUCAGCAUGACGUAACAUGAGUAGUAUGUAUUUCUGUCCUCAGCAAGGGAUACUAUCCUCUCCCCAGCUACUCAGGUAGGAAUUGUAGGUGUCAUAUAUGGCUAUAUGGCUCCUGACUCUCCUAUUCUGCCCACAUAAAUAAAGCAGUUACAAAUCCCGUCUAUUUUUAAACAUUUCUUUGACCUUUUUUGAUGCCCAGCAUCAUUGCCUUACUACCUUAAUUCACAUAGCCAUCACUGCACCUUGAAUUCCAUCAGAGAAUCCUACUUGGUUCCCUUGCCUUCAUUUCUCACUGUAUAGUUACAGUAGUAUUUCUAAACUAUUGCUGUAAAGCAUGUACCUUGGUCGUAUAUUGCAGCCCUUUAUGAACUACCUUUCCUUCCCAAGACUCUGCUAUCCUGAACUUUCUGACUUCCAGAAUUUUGUCCAUGCUUUACCUUCUUUAGCCCCUCCCACCCAGAGUGACUACCAGCUACAUAGCCGUUAAGUCCUCAGCUUAGACAUCAGGUCCUUCAAGAAAACUCCUUUAGGGCGGGAGAGAUGGCUUAGCGGUUAAGCGCUUGCCUGUGAAGCCUAAAGGUUCCAGGCUCUAUUCCCCAGGACCCAUGUUAGCCAGAUGCACAAGGGGGCGCACGCAUCUGGAGUUCGUUUGCAGUAGCUGGAGGCCCUGGCGCGCCUAUUCUCUCUCUCUCUGCCUCUUUCUCUCUCUCUCUCUGAUGCUCUCAAAUAAAUAAAUGAAAGUAAAAAAUAUUUAAAAAAAGAAAAAACUCCUUUAAAUCCAGUUUUGGUGCAUUCUGUGUUUGGCCCCUUCCUCGUUGUGUGGAAACUGCACUUCCCCUGUCAACACUUAGCAUGCUGAUCGGAAUAGUUUCUCAGCUUGCACUGUUGCAAUACCUUGCUUGUCUGCUUCUUCCUUCACACAAGAGACUUCCCAAGAGCAGAGACCCACCUAUCAUGUCAGAAACUGCCUUGCCAGUGCCUAACAAAGUCAUGGCACUUCAUAGGUGCUGAUAAUAUUUAUCAAAUGAGAAAACAACCUCAUUUACUCACCCUCUCCCGUCCAUAAGGACACUUGCCUACCAUGCUAAAAAUCCUUAGUUUGAUACCCAGCAAUGUAAAAGUAAAAAAGAAAGAAAAGGAAGCAAAAAAAUGAUCCAAUUUGUUGCACUUUUUAGAAUUCUUUGACUCCAAAAAUAUUAAUUGUAUAUAAAAAUAGUGAUUUGGGAUGGCCACUUGUAAUUAGUAAAGUUUAAUCAGUUUGGGUUGCCAUUGCUGUUUGUGUACAUGUACAGUAUUAUUACUAUAUACUUGUAUUUUUAGAAAAGAUGUAUUUCAAUGUCAUGGUUGGUUGAUUUAUUAUUUCUCCAGAAAGUGUAUUUUAUAGUACAUACUGUCACUGUUGCUCUAAAAUUUCAUAUGUUGCAUUAUUUUUUAAUGGAAUUACCUAUGAAAUUUAAAAUUUUUUUUUUUCAGAAAGCUCUGAAACUAUAAGCAAAAUUCUCAAGUAGCUAAGCCUGAUAUUUUGGGCCACAAACAAAUUCACUAGACACUGUAUGCCAAUAGCCCAGACUUGCUAUGUUAAAUAAUUUUUAAUCUAAUAAUACUUUGUUAGUCUUUCUAAUAAAUACUAUUCUUUCCCAA